Messenger RNA from Gorilla gorilla gorilla (western lowland gorilla), 3044 nucleotides. It is a transcript of the gene LSMEM2, whose product is annotated as leucine rich single-pass membrane protein 2. The transcript is spliced from 4 exons. The coding region runs from base 1674 to 2168 and encodes 164 amino acids. The record is from RefSeq and is a predicted model, not a curated record. NCBI's taxonomy places the organism in Eukaryota, Metazoa, Chordata, Mammalia, Primates, Hominidae.
CUACUCAGGAGGCUGAGGCAGGAGAAUUGCUUGAACUUGGGAGGUGGAGGUUGCAAUGAGCCUAGAUCUCGCCGCUGCACUCCAGCCUGGGCGACAGAGCGAGACUCCAAAAAAAAAAAAAAAAAAAAAAAGGUGGUUCCGCGUGACUGAACAGGUUCUGUAGGGCCUUUGGGAAUAGUGACACGCAGGGUACAUUGUGCAUAAUAUAACUUCAGGACUAAGUGCUAUGAAGAAAAUAAAACUGGACCGGGCGCGGUGGCUCACGCCUGUAAUCCCAGCAUUUUGGGAGGCCGAAGCAGUCGGAUCAUGAGGUCAGGAGUUCAAGACCAGCCUGACCAACACGGUGAAACCCUGUCUCUACUAAAAAUACAAAACUUAGGUGGGUGUGAUGGCGCGCUCCUUUAAUCCCAGCUACUCAGGAGGCUGAAGUAAGAUACUUGCUUGAACCAGGGAGGCAGAGGUUGCAGUGAGCCGAGAUCGCCCCACUGCACUCCAGCCUGGGCAACAGAGCGAGACUCUCUCAAAAAAAGAAAAGAAAACUGGGUGAUGUGGAAAAUAAUGUACACAGAAGGCCUCACUGAAGGGGUGGCAUUUGAGCUCACUGACAAGACAGGGCUGGCCACAGGGCUAUCUGGGAGCAGAGCAUUCCAGGAGGGAACAGCCACCGCCAAGCCCCUGAGGUGGUAACAAGCUUGUUGACUUUAAGGAACAUCAGGGAGGCCAGUGUGAGACAACGGAGUGACAGGUUUGAGGUGUGUAGGAAGUAGAGCCCACAGUCUUGCUUUGCCCCCACUGGGAAGGAAGGGCACAGGGAUCCAACCACAGAGAGAAAGCUGGAAGCUGGACCACCUCCUCCUUUCAAGGUAAGCAGUGAUGCGCAUCCUUACACAACCUUAUGGGACCUGUCUGCCCUUGUGGAGAUGGGAGCAGGGGAAGACCAAAACCGUGGAUUGUGCUAAAUGUUCCAGAUGUUGUUCUCAGUGUACACUGCCAGGGAGGAGCCACUGUUAUUCCGACUUUACACAUGAGCAAACUGAGUUCAGAGAGGGGAGACCCUUUACCUAAGGUUGCAAGCUUAGUAACAAAUGAACCAGCCUCCAACCUAGGUCCACCCACUGGCCAGCAUGGGUGCUGUUGGUGUAUCUGCCCACUUGUGAAGCUAUCAGAGCCCUCAUGGCAUUGGGAUUCAGUUGUCCAUCACCCUCUAUAAGACACACACAACAACAGCAUUGUGUGCUAGCAGGUCAUGCAGUGGAGGCUGCUGUGUUUGCUGGGAGGAGAGAUGACUGGGCUGUGGGUAGGAGUCUGCAGGGGUAGAGGGGUGGCCAAAUAGAGAUGCACAGGCUUCCUUUGUCUGUCUUGGCUGCCACAUGGGGCCUUGCUGAGCCUGGAGUGGCCAUUCUGGGUGUAUGGGGGAGGUGUGUUUCCCCUUGAAGGUCCCUGGGCACCUGGACUAGUGGAGGCAGGCUCCUGGCUGGCUCCCUCACCAGGUAGAUAGUUCAGGCUGGCCCACGUGGAUCACUCUGCCCCUUCCCAUGGCUGAGGGCUGCCCCCUCUAAAUAUAGCCCAGUGGGCUGAGCUCAGGCCUAUUUUAGGCCAAGGCUGGGAGGCAGCCAGGCCUUCCCUGGGCUCUCAAAGGAGCCACUGCUGCCUUUGUCCAGUCCUGCUACUGGAUGCCAUCAUUGGCCCCCGACUGCCCACUGCUUGCCAUGCCUGAGGAGACCCAAGAAGACUCCGUGGCGCCAAUGAUGCCCAGCCAGAGGAGCAGGGUGCCAUUGGCCCCCAACCACGUGCAUGAGGUAUGCCUGCACCAGGUGGAGUCCAUCAGCGACCUACAUAGUGGAGCAGGCACACUGCGCCCCUAUCUAACUGAAGAGGCACGGCCGUGGGAUGAACUGCUGGGCGUUUUGCCGCCGUCACUGUGUGCCCAGGCUGGCUGCAGCCCUGUGUACAGACGAGGAGGGUUCCUGCUGCUGCUUGCGCUGCUGGUGCUCACUUGCCUGGCGCUCACACUCCUGGCUGUCUACCUGAGCGUGCUGCAGAGUGAAUCCCUGCGCAUUCUGGCACACACGCUCCGCACGCAGGAGGAGACACUACUCAAACUCCGCUUGGCCAGCCUCAGCCAGCUUCGGAGGCUCAACUCCAGUGAGGCCCAAGCACCCAGCUGAGAUGCCAUUUGGAUCUGGGGCCUGGGGGGUGUGUGUGUGUGGGGGGAAUAAAGUGGCUAUGGGCAGGUCUCUCCUUCCCUCCUGCUGGCUGCCACAUCUACACUGUUUCCUUGGUGAGAUUUUUGUACAAGAACCUGUUGUUAACUUAAUGGCUUCCUGCCUCUCCUGAUCUCUUCAAGCCAGGCCUAGCCAAGCCUCUGGUGCCAAAGCCUCGCUUUGGGUGGCCCAAGGUCAGGGGAAGGGGCACCAGCCUCCUGGCUCUUCCUGUGGCCUGUCAACACUCUCUGGCCACCCCAGAUGGCAGGUUCUGAAGUCUAGAAAUAGCUGCCCCCAUAGCAAUCACCCAAACUCUGCCAGGCCUCCCAGUGAGGGUCCAGCCUCAGCUCUCAAAGACAGGCUGGGCUCUGAGUAGGGGGAGAGGCGCCACCUGGGGAAGACUGCCUUGGAGGGCAAAGGUGACAUCGUGGAAGACCAGUUGGGUCCAAGCCUGGGAUAGUAGAUGGGGAGGGAGAACAGAAAAAUACCCAGGGGUUAAGACCACAGAAGGCUGACUGUUCUGUUUAAUUAUCUGUAAUAAUCCUUAAAAAUCAGCACACAAAUCCAUUCCAGGUAGCUUUGCCUCCCCACCUGCUGUGGUGGCAUUUGUCCAGAUGCCACCACCCCCCCUAAGAGUGGGUCAUCCUGGGGGAGCAAGGCCUGAGAAAGGAAAGGAAGGGAAAGGCCCCCUAGUGCCUGCCCCACAGCCCUGAGGCAGGCACAUAUUUAGCCUGGCCUGAGACAGGACAGGAAGGGGCCACAGGGCUGAGUGCAGGGACAAAGGGGCCAAGGUCCCAAGUGUCCGGGCCCCCAGCUACCCACCCCAUGUCUGUUUUUGGU